CAGCGUGAAAUCAAACUUAUUUCAGUGUUUUUGAUUUGAAUGUAAAAAGCGCACGCUCGCCCAGUCGCUGUCCAGUCGUUGUCCAGUAAAGUCCAGCGGAGCAGCAGCAGCGGCAGAUCGGUCGCAACAGCAGCAACAGCAGCAUCAGCAGCAAUUCGCCCAACAGUGAUGUAGAAACCAUAAAACCGUAUAACGAUGGUCAAACAGUGUGUGCGUGUGUAAAACAAUAACUAAAAACAUAAAAGCAAAAAAAACGAAACGAAACGAAACGAAAAGAACAAGGAUAGUGCGCUAAAAAGUGAUAAAUCGUAUGCCAAAGUCGAGAGAAUCUCUGUAAAUUAGUCAAGUUUCCUUAUAACAAACGGAAGAUAAACGCGCAUCUAGUACCUGUUAAAGCGAAUUUUAGCACAAUGGAUUACCUCACAAUGUUCUACGACGGCUGGCGGGAUCUGAUGGACAACAAAUCGGAUCCGCGAACACGAGACUACCCGCUCAUGAGCUCGCCGUUCCCCACGAUAGCCAUCAGUCUGACAUACGCGUACAUCGUGAAGGUACUCGGACCCAAGCUCAUGGAAAACAGAAAGCCUUUCGAGCUCCGCAAAGUCUUGAUCGUUUACAAUGCAGCGCAGGUUAUCUUCAGUGCCUGGCUUUUUUACGAGUCCUGCAUAGGUGGAUGGCUCAACGGCUAUAACUUGCGAUGCGAGCCCGUUAAUUAUUCCUACUCGCCCAAAGCGAUUCGUACCGCUGAGGGCUGCUGGUGGUACUACUUCUCCAAGUUCACCGAGUUCUUCGACACGUUCUUCUUUGUGAUGCGUAAGCGUUACGAUCAAGUGUCCACGUUGCACGUGAUCCACCACGGCAUUAUGCCCGUCUCCGUCUGGUGGGGCGUCAAGUUCACCCCCGGUGGCCACUCGACCUUCUUCGGCUUCCUGAACACCUUCGUGCACAUCUUCAUGUACGCCUACUACAUGCUGGCCGCCAUGGGACCCAAGGUGCAGAAGUACCUGUGGUGGAAGAAGUACCUGACGGUGAUGCAGAUGAUCCAGUUCGUCCUGGUUAUGGUGCACUCCUUCCAGCUGUUCUUCAAGAACGACUGCAACUACCCCAUCGGCUUCGCCUACUUCAUCGGAGCCCAUGCGGUUAUGUUCUACUUCCUGUUCUCAAACUUCUACAAGCGUGCCUAUGUGAAGCGCGAUGGAAAGGACAAAGCGGCGGUGAAGGCGAACGGACAUGCCAACGGACACGUGAAGGCGCUCAAGGAUGGCGAUGUGGCGCCAACCAGCAACGGCCAGGCCAACGGCUUCCACAACACCUUCUCCAAGUUCACCACGGAUAUGUGCAAUCCGGCCCUGAACUCCUCGACGAGACAGCGCGUGCUCGUGAACGCCGGCAACAAGUGAGCGCCGCCAGCCAACCAGCCAGCCAGCCAAACAUGAAACACACAUAAGCAUAAAUUAAUUACGCUACCAAUUAAAAUACCGUACAUUUAAAUUAAACGUAAGCAUAGGGAGUCCAAGCCUACAUCUAAGCCAAAUCGAAUUCGCACCAAGAUCAAUUGAAGACAAGGAAUCAAAAACAUUAUUUCAUGGACAAUCCAUGGUGAUCGCACGUAAGGAUCACAAAUCGCUGGCAUACCGCUGUCCAUCGAUCAUUUCUCAGCUACAAAUAUAUCCACAUUUUGCCCCCAACACUCUCCGCAUCCCGUCAUCCAUGUUCAUGUACAUAGAUCGUUUAUAGCUGCUGCUAAUUUAGUGGUACGGCCUUCAUCUACUUUAAUACUUAAGUACACCCUUUCGGGGACGAGGUCGGGAUGGUCAAUAGAGUCCAGGAUCCGUUCCCAAGUGUAUUUCCGCUUUCCGUAUCUAUCGCUCUACAAUUUUGUAUUUUUCUUUAUGCAAGCGACGCUUUUUAAUACGUGUAUUUUAUUUCUAUGGAUUGUUUUGAACAAAAGAAAUGUGUUUUUAUUUUAUAAAUAAAUUCGAGAUUAAAACGUA
Messenger RNA from Drosophila simulans, 1994 nucleotides. RefSeq names its product elongation of very long chain fatty acids protein (gene Elovl7). Gene Ontology annotation, molecular function: fatty acid elongase activity. The record is from RefSeq and is a predicted model, not a curated record. Gene Ontology annotation, biological process: fatty acid elongation, monounsaturated fatty acid; sphingolipid biosynthetic process; fatty acid elongation, saturated fatty acid. Lineage: Eukaryota; Metazoa; Arthropoda; Insecta; Diptera; Drosophilidae. The transcript has 6 exons. Gene Ontology annotation, cellular component: endoplasmic reticulum membrane. The coding region runs from base 411 to 1400 and encodes 329 amino acids.